Messenger RNA from Lactuca virosa, 1134 nucleotides. The record is from the annotation of a GenBank genome assembly. Lineage: Eukaryota; Viridiplantae; Streptophyta; Magnoliopsida; Asterales; Asteraceae.
AUGGCGUCGGAAACCACCGCCGGUUCAGACGAAUCGUUGAAGCUCGCCAUUGCCAUAGCUCUUCUUCGUUCCAAAUUCCUGAAGAAACCUUCUGCAACUCUUCAUCCUCCAUCCGCUACCUCGAGUUCUGAUGCUAUCAAGUGGAAACGAAAGGCGAAAGAGCGCAAACAAGAGAUUUUCAGACUCAAAAAAAAUCUCGAAGAAGUUGAAGAUGGACUACAUCAUGAAUUAUUCGCGGGGAGUGUAUCCUGUAAAUGCUAUUUCUUUGAAAAUUUAGGGAAAUUGAACCCUAAUCAGCUAUCAGGAGAGGGAUUUGACGGGGGAUUCAAUGAUGUCUUACGCCGUAGAUUUCUUAGACAAGUGAGACUGAAGGAAAGAAGAAAAAGAAGAAGCGAGGGUUCCACACAACGAUCAUUUUGGUCUGAGGAUAAUGCUGAGGAAGUUGAACAGCUUAGGGCUUCAGUUGAUUUUCUUGUGGAGUUAUGUGAUACUCUUUCUUCUCCAGAUGAUACUAAUUUUGCUAACUGGUCACACCAAGCUGUAGACUUCAUUUUGGAUGCAAUCAAGAAUAUUUUGUCCAAGGGAACAAGUAUCCAACAUGUUGAAGGAAUUGUUGGCAACUUGUCACUACGUUUGGUUAAAAAAAUGUGCACCACAUCACAAGGAAAUGAAACUCAUCAUCAGUUUGAAACUGAUGCCCAGUUCCAUGUUCAGCAUUUGCUUCGUAAGCUUGGGAGUGAAUCAUGUGUUGGACAACGAGUGAUUCUUGCAGUUUCUCAAAGAAUCUCUUUACUCUCAGAAAAUUUGCUGUUUCUUGAUCCAUUUGAUUCAGCUUUUUUUGAAAUGCAUACCAGUCUCUACAUUUUGAUCCAACUUAUUGAAUUUUUGGUAUCAGAUUACCUUAUAAGUUGGUCAAAGACAGAUGGAUUUGCUUCAGAGUUGUUAGAAGAGUGGGUGACUUCAAUCCUCCAUGCUCGAAAAGGACUUCAACUGUUGGAAAGCAGAUGCGGGCUUUACAUUAUAUACAUGGAUCGUGUAAUUGGGCUAAUUGCCAAACUAAUUGCUCAGAUUACAUCUCUCCACAACCUCAGCCCCAACAUUCUUCAAACCUUACUUUGCUCAAUCUCUACAUAA